AGUGCAUUGCAAAAGAUUGAAUCAAAUCCUCAUAAGAAUAUUCAUCGAUGGAAUUUCAAUCAUAUAAAUGAUGUUUAAUAAAAGUAAAAUCGAUUUAAGCAAAAGAUCUCAACCGAGAGGAGGCAUAACAAUAAUCACAGAAUGCUGUCAAUCCAUUGAAGAAAUCAUUCAACCAAAGGGUGGAGUAUCGAAAAGUGGGCGCAUUUUAGAGCUUUAUAGGGAUGAGAAUUCAACUCAAAGUUUUUAUCAAAUCUCGUGCAAAGAAAAGGGCAAAAGAUGUGCUCGUUUUGGACAACUUUCCCUCUCCAAGGCUUUCAUCCAUCGUUUUCAAUGCGUUCAGAAAUAUAGCUUUACUUACGCUUUAGUCAGAGAAUUCACUGCACCUGAAACAUUCCCGUGGCGUAUGGAUUACAUCCGACUAAGAAAUGGCUGUUCGUGUGAACGAAUCAAAUGA
Medioppia subpectinata is the source of this 454-nucleotide messenger RNA. Lineage: Eukaryota; Metazoa; Arthropoda; Arachnida; Sarcoptiformes; Oppiidae. The record is from the annotation of a GenBank genome assembly.